Molecule: messenger RNA, 1887 nt
Organism: Sipha flava (yellow sugarcane aphid)
Lineage: Eukaryota; Metazoa; Arthropoda; Insecta; Hemiptera; Aphididae
Gene: Cog8
Product: conserved oligomeric Golgi complex subunit 8
Exons: 9
Coding region: 223-1836 (537 amino acids)
Biological process (GO): intra-Golgi vesicle-mediated transport
Cellular component (GO): COG complex
Source: RefSeq, a predicted model, not a curated record
UCAAAUCGUGAUAACCGUUUCGUCGAAUAGCAAUAAGUAGCAACACGCCUAUGCGUUGUUGGCCCGCUAUCCGACGUUUGUAAUUAUUUUUACGGACUAUUGGCGCCACAAUCGUUGGUAUUUGACGAAAAUUUCUUUGCUUCUAUCGACAGUUGAAACGUUUCACGCCAUCGUUGUUCCACUUCCCUCGUACAAUCUGGUCUGAAUCGAAGAACUUGCGUUAUGGACGAACAACUAACAAAUUUGCUGUUUCCAGACGGAAUACCAGAUGAUUUAAUAAAUGACCCAAAUAUUAAAAACUAUAUGGAUCAUCUUGGAAUGUGUACUGCUGAAGAAUUAAGUAAAGAACAUGGGUCAUUAAGAGAUAAAAAUACUAUAAUUUUAAAAAUGAUUAAAGACUUGGCAUUAAAUAACUACAAAACGUUUGUUAAAACUUCACAAUGUUAUGAAUUAAUUUAUAACAAAUUUGAUGAUACGCAGCAAAAAACUAUUGUACUAGAUAGUUAUUUAUUAAAACUCAAAACCGAAUGUCAAGAAAUGUUACAGCAAUGGGCAGAUGUUAAAGAAAAACGCCAUCGUAAUACAUUAGCUAUGGUUUGGAACUCCCGUAUUAUGCAUCAUGCUCUUGAACUUCCGCAGCUAAUGCUGUCAUGUAUACAAAAUAAACUUUAUGAAGAUGCACUAAAAUUGGCCGAUCAUGCUAAAUAUUUACCUAAUAAUAUACCAGCUGUGAAGUUGUUACAUGAUGAAGUAAAUAAGUAUCGUUUGACGUUGAUGUCUUCUCUUUGUCAAGAAUUAAGAACAGAUUUGGAAUUACCACAAUGUAUGCGAAUUAUAAGACUAUUAAGAACUUUAAAUCAAAUAAAUGAAGAGCAACUAGCUGUCAAAUUUUUGCAAACUAGAAAUUCAUGGUUUAAUUCUAAGUUAGAAAAUAUUCCUAAUGAAAGCAACAGUCAACACCUCUUAAAAACUAUUGAGGUAUCACGAUCUUGUUUUUCAAAUAUAGCAACACAAUACAACCUAAUUUUUUGUUCUGAAGAUUACACUUCUGAAAUUCGAUCAGCAAAACUACAAUUUUAUUAUUCAUGGGCUAAUCAAAAGGUAUGUCAGUUUAUUAAUAUUUUAAAAAACGAUCUUCCAUAUUGCCGCCCAUCAUCAUUAGAAACAAUUUUCACUCAAUGCAUGUAUUUUGGUCAAUCAUUGGGUCAUAUUGGAGCUGAUUUCAGAGGUCUCAUAGCACCAGUAUUUGUCAAUAUUACUGUCAAAAGAUUUUCUGACUUAUUAAAGAUGACAGAAAUUACUUGGCAAACUGAUUUACAGACAUUUUUAAAAACAAAUAUUAAAAAUGUUAGAAUGAACCAAACUCAUGAUGAAGUAGACGAUAUACCAUCACCUGUAUUUGAGUAUUAUCCUUUGGCAAAAUUUUGUAAUGGUGUAAUGAGUGCUCUUAACGACCUUGGAGAAUAUGCUCCAUAUGCAGCUGCUGAUGAAAUCACUAAAUGUUUACAUACCACAUUACACAAUGCUUCCUGCUCUUUAUUUUCUAUGUAUUAUCAAGAAAAUUUUAAAGCCUAUGAUGAAGGUGACAAAAAAAUAUUUGGUCGACUUUGCAUCUGUUUCUCCACAGAUGUUGUACCAUAUGUACAAAGAUGUUUGCAUAAAGUUUAUGAACCAGCUAGUAUUGCUGCAUUCAUUGGGGUAACUACAACAUCACUUCAAAAAGAGAACCUAACAUAUAUAGAUUCAGAAAUUAUUAAUGAACCUAUCAAAGAAUUAUUGGAUGAAUUUGAAAACAUCACUCUGAUUGAUAAUAAAUCAACAGAUGAAACACUAUAAGCUAUUGUACUAGUUGAAGCAUUUAUUUUGUGAUAUUAUGAAAAAUGAUUA